GGCAGUGCUCUUGUUGGGAGAUAGGGAAUGCCCGUUAGUUGCGUCUGCCGAUAAUAGCACAUCAGCCAGUGCACUGCUAUUAGGAGAGCAGAGCGCCGGCAGUGCGGAGGACUGAGCCGCUGAGCACAGAAUGGUUCACUAGAGAAGACAGGCAGAAAGAGACAGAGCGAGAUAGGCACUCUCAGAAAGGCACACAGAGAAAGAGAUAGACCGAGCGGAAGACAGAGCGCAUCAGUGAGGAGAGGAGCGCUGACAGGGAGCGUGGAGAGAGGAGAGAAAAGUUACCAGGUCAGCAAGAGAACCUGGAAGUGGGGCAGCUGAGACUCGCUGGGGUCUCACUCCCACCGGAGCUCAGCAAUAAGCAGGAGGAGAGAGAUAUUACAGGAGCGCUGUAACUUCUUCCCGGUCUUCGGCACAGCUCCUAAAGGAUUAUCACAGCGAGGCAGCAUCAGUGAGCAGAGGACACUUAAACCUGCCAGAGGUGCCUGAGCAGCUCCAUUCAACUCACUUCCUCACAGGAGACUUUCUCAUCCAGCUGUGUGCUUUGAGGUGGAUGUAGUUGUGUUCCGCUGGGUGGCUUUUUUUUUAUCCUUUAUUGCUUCAGAGUGUGGAGCAGUGGAGAUUUGGAGGGCAAGUUGUUCAGUCCUGUCAUCUCUGAGACUAUGGUAGACUGUGCGUCAGAGAGCCCUUCAUCAGCAGCUGCAGCCCUAGAGCAUGGAGAAGUCCAGCAGUGAGGAGUCAGCCAUUCACCGUAGCCCCUCUGUAGACAGCCGUGACUCCGAUUUUGCUCAAGCUUCCACGUCUGGCCGCCCGUUUGGCGGCCGCGGCUUCACUGCCGGCGCUUUCUACGGCUCCACGGGGCCACGCAAAAACGCACAGCAGGGGCAGGCUGGAGCGGCAGCUGACAGCAGCGCAGGAGACAAGACCAACAACAAGUACAGCUCACCCAAAGGCAGCAAAUACGUAGUCUUUUACCUGGAUCUAUCCUUUGUGUUCCUUUUAGAAUUCAAGAAGUGCAACAUGGCAAGAGGCUGCCUCUGCUGCUUGAAGUAUAUGAUGUUCAUCUUCAAUCUCAUCUUCUGGUUAUGCGGCUGUGGGCUGCUCGGCGUGGGCAUCUGGCUCUCUGUGUCUCAGGGCAGCUUCGCCACCUUCUCACCCUCAUUCCCUUCACUGUCAGCUGCCAACAUGGUCAUCGCCAUCGGCGCCAUCGUCAUGGUAACGGGCUUUCUUGGUUGCCUGGGUGCCAUCAAGGAGAACAAGUGCCUGCUUCUGAGCUUCUUCAUUGUCCUGCUGAUAAUUCUUCUGGCAGAGCUGAUAUUGCUCAUCCUGUUCUUUGUGUACUCAGAUAAGGUGAGUGAGAAUGCUAAGCAGGAUCUGAAGGAUGGGCUGGCUCUCUACAACUCAGAGAACAACAUAGGACUGCGAAACGCUUGGAACAUCAUCCAGGCAGAGUGGAAGUGUUGCGGUGUGAUAGCAUACACUGACUGGCAUGAGGCCCUGAAGGAGAAGGUAGUUCCUGACCGCUGCUGCCAGGAACAUUACCAGAACUGUGGGCGAAACUCCACCAACAUGUUCUGGAACAGGGGCUGUUUCGAGAAAGUGGAGGAAUGGCUGGACGAUAACAAGCAUCUGCUGGGAACCAUAGGGAUGGUCAUCUUGGUAGUGCAGCUGCUGGGCAUGGCGUUCUCCAUGACACUGUUCCACCACAUCCACAGAACGGGGAAGAAGUACGACGCUUAGCCACGGGCAGAGGCACCCAACGGAGAAGAGCCCCACUGCCUGAUGGGAUAAGACUCUGAUUUAAACAUCCCCGCUUCCCACUCACUUUACAACCUCUUUAGAGCAUCCUUUGCUCCCGUCUUCUCCUCCCUUCCCAGACCUUCUGUACAGAUUCCAGCUGUGUUCCCGCUCUGUUCUGCUCUCUCCUCUCUCACCAAUCAUUUUGCCAAAGAGUAACACAACUGGAAGAGAAGGGACACCUACUUUUGGCAAGGAUAAGAGAAUCCCAUUGUCUGUAACUCCUCUCAAGUACUCUUCGUUUUUAUUUUUUUAUUUUAUUUUGUCUUCUUUUUUCUCGCUCGGACUAACAAUUUGUUGGAAGGAAGGAUGAACUCUUGAGACAAUGAAGACUUUUACUAAUGCCCAUACACCCCCUUCUCCAAGACAAAGAGAACCUAUGAAACUGAAAGCACCCUCCACCUCUUGUGGGAUUAUUUUUUUUCUCCCUCGUGUAGAUUAAAAUCAAGCCCUCUCUCCCUCUUGUAAAUGAGAAAAAAGAUUCAACAUGGCAUGCUUGUUUUCUACUUCACUGACUUACCUUUGUUGUCAAAAUGUCUAUUGUUGCCAUUUUUGUUAGAAAUUUCCAACUUUAUUUUUGGUUUUGUUUUCUGAAGUCCAUCUUCGUGGCUCCUGUGGAAUGUAAAUGUUGGACAGAUCAGUGCAAUGAGCUCUCAGACAUGCAGGAACUGUACGUGUGUGUAGGUUGGAUUUAACGUGAUGUUGCUAUGAGGAGGUACAGACGUGUCAAGGUGGGUUUUAAUGUAAUCCAUGAUUCAUAUUAUUUUGCCCUUCGGCUUUAGAGAUUUGGGUAAAGUGAGUGUGAUAGAGGAACAUCAUGGAAGGAAUCAUGAGUGGAUUUAUUUUCCACCAAAUUCGACAAUAUCUCCUGAAUAAUGAAUUGCAGCGCACAAAUCUCCCUGUGAACUCACACACACACAUAUGCACACAUGCUUUACCCCACAGCAGCAGUAUUCUCAUUCCCUGAGAGACAAUACAAAUGGGGUAAAAUGGCUGUUUAUUAGGGCUCCACCAGCACUGUCAGCCAAGGAGAUCUGGGUGAUAAAGUUCUUCCUUCAAGAAUACACUGCAUAUGUGUGUGUGUGUGUUUUAUCACACAGUCCAAGCUGCAGAGGAAAAUAAAAAAUAAAACAGUACAUGGCAGUGCUCAGAAGCAAGGGUAAGAGGGGUAAAAACGCUACAGAGAAGGCUUCGGCCUUUCCUCUCUGUAUUCUGAAGCUCUCAUCCAUUCGCUCUCCCCCUCUCAUUCUUUCUCUCUGUGGCUGUCAGUUCAGCCAAGCUUCCAUCUUUCUUUCUUACACCCUAAUUUUUUUUCUUCGUGUCAGGAAGCAACGAAUUUGCUGCUCUGCAUGCUGUCUGUCUGUACUGACAUUCCCCGCUCAUUACGCUGUUGCACCUCCGGUUUUGCGAUUUCUCGAUUUUUACGUAAGCUUCCUUUUCUCGCCGCCAAGAGAGGAGGGGGAGGUGGGAGUGUAGGCAGAUGAAGGAGACAGAUAGGUAUGGCAACAUACCCUGUAGGACAUGUCGCUUUAUGUCCUCUUACCACUGAUUCGCUGCGGGAGACCUCAGCAUCAAGCCUACAUCCUGAAGACAGAAAAAUGCUCCACAUCAGCUGUGGUGACUUAGUGUGUCUGCUCUUGGCUUCAAAAUCUCUGACGAGGUGGCGGUAUAAAGAAUAGCUCAUUGUUAAAGGAUCAUUUUGAGCAUCAUUAGGUUGUGUUCGGUCAGAUAUUGCACCGUUGCACUCUCCUGAGUAAAUACGAUUAGACAUCUGAGAGGACAGCUGCAUUACUGUGAGUCCAACACGGAGAAAAAAACCAAGCAGUGAAGCGAUGAGAGGGGCUGUAAAGAAGCCAGCAGUUCAACCAGAUUAGCUACUUAAUUCAAACCGUGUCUGCACAUCCUCACCGAGUACAACACGGGUCACUGUUGAAUUAGAAAAUCAGUUAGGAUGCUUCCAACAGACAGUUUGGUCAGCGGCCUUCACUUUAAACUAAAACAGGUUUGGUUGCAUAUUAAACACAAAGGAUCAAACCCACGGAGGAAGAAAAAUAACAUCUGUCUGUCUGAUUUCCUACGCUCAUUCGUUCCUCUUCUUCCAACUCUCAGUCUUCCUAUUAGUUGCUCCUCUGCCAUCUUCGUUUUUGAUUUUCUGCUGCUGCUGCUCUGACUCUUCAUUGUCCUCAUUUGCCACACCGCCUGGCUUCCCUCCAUCUGGCUUGGCAUUUUGUUUGAUUAGAGAUCCAUCCAUUUUUAUUAUUCUUGUGCUACAUGUUAGCGAGGAUGAGACCGGGCGAGCAGCGUUGCCAGAUUGGUUGCAGUUGCCUUCCUAUUAAUUUAGCAGCAAUUAUUUAGGAAAGUUAGUAAAAACAAGCAAACAUAAAGGAAAAGAAACUUAGAUUCUUUCAGUGCAGCACAAUGUGUAUAUAGUGAGGACUUAUUUUAAUCAGCCCAAAGCUCAGAACAGCAGUUUUGCAUUGUGGUUUGCUAGAAGCAGAGAGUUUACAGCCUAUACUGCCAUCUCAUGCAUGGUUGGUGCAGCUGAUUUUAGCUUCCACAGGAGCCCCUCGAUUAAACUUUCAUGGGGCCUGAAGUGGCUGCAUUCUAAAUUUUCAUCCAAAGUACUCACUGGUUGCUUUGAAGGAAUCCAUGACACCGUUCAUUCCUGCAACACGGGCCGACAAAGAAAGAGAUUCACUCAUUAGAUGUCUUCCCAGCCUGGCAGAAUGUUUGCCUCAGAGUAUCUCCUCCAGUCAUUCUUGGUGUUUUUUUAAUUGGUUUUGUGAUAAUUUAAUCUGAGGAGCAGUUUUAGGAAGAAGAGAGGAGGGGGCAGGAGUUCAUGCAUCGGGAAGCAACAAAUUUGGGCUGUGAUGUGCAGUGACCCCGUUGGCUGUGAUACACUGUCUGCUCCCGUAUGCUCUGACUCCUCUUGUUGUGUCCACAGGGGGAAACAUGACAGCUGCUGAUGUACAGCACAGGCACGAGUGGUCACAUCUCCUCUGCUCGGCUGCCUCUGCAAACUCUGCACAGCCUCUUAUUUAAUGCCUCACUCUGCAGACACCUGGCACUACAUAUACGGGAGCUGGCAGUCCUGACACUUUAGCAAUACAGCCGUGCACUCUGGACAGCUCCAAGCACCUGUUGGGGUUAUUCUGCACCCAGGAGAGGUUUAUAGGUGGAAUCGCUCUAACAGUUCUGUAAAUCGGCCCUCAUUGCAUCCGUUCUGCACACAGGAGGUUUAGAGGGAACCUGAGAUUUAAAAAUACUUUGCUGAGUCGCUUUGGGUUUAAAAAAAUCUUCAAAAAUGGAGGUCACAGAAGGAAAGCAUGAGAGUGCAGAAUGGUGGAAAUAAAACAAAUCCAGUCUCCAAAUGUGACGUCACACUUCAGAGACGCAGCCUGCAGACUCUUUGCCCUAGACUGAUCUGACUGUGCCGACAUUCUGACAUUUCCUCCCCUUUCAGCUCUGCUGCCACCGCCGUUUUUUGUCAAUGUUCCUUUCGUGUUUUUAGAAUGCAGGGAUGAAUGCCAUUUUAACAAAAAAAGCUCUAUAAUGAUGUUAUUUUUGUACAUUGGUUGUUGGCGUUUUAAUGUUUGUUUUUAUACGAUAUACUGCUGUUUCUCAUGUUGUAGGCUGUUUUUUUCUUUUUCCAUUUGUGACAGAGGCUCUUUGUGGCCCAUUGUGAGAACAUGACACCAUUAAGCAUUUGUUUCUUAGAGGAUUAGUCUUUGCAGUGUUCCUCUACUAGGUGCAAAAAUGCCUUUCUGUCUUAACACUGCUACAGGCAGUUAAAUCAAUUAAGUCAGAACUGAUAGAGGGAGAAAAUUUGGCAUAGAGCAUUGGGUGAAGCCCACAAAAGACAUACUGCACGCUUGUCGUCGUGCUUCUCUGUAUUAAGGUCUAGUUUAAUUAAAUUAGGAUGUGCGGGUAUAAUCUGCAGUAUGUCUUUAAAACUGCCGGUGUAAGGCCCAUUAUGUAUUUCUAGAGCAUGAUCUAUUAGACGACACUGUACAACAGAGCUCAUGUCACUCCAGUAUAUCAGCCCUGUAUGUUAAACCCAGAUGUAAAUAUGCUCAUUUUGCAGCGGAUAUAACGAACUGUUAUACUUUACCACUUACAGUAUUUACAUUGACAGCUUCAUUUUCUAACAAGCCGUGUUCUUUUUUCUGCUCAUUUACAGACACAUCUUCUUCCGCUCUCAUGUUAGCCACAUUAUUUUUCUCCCAUGUUUGCUCGAUUUUCUGAUGCUUUCAAGUUCAGGAGCAGUGUAAAUUUUAUGUAAAUUUGUGUUUUUGUCAGUAUGUUUAUUUCCUAUUUUAUUUGACUGCAUUUUCAUCUUGAAGUGAAACGUAUUUCUUUCACGAUUUCAAGUUCAGAAUAUACUCUCAUCUAUAGAAGAACUCCCAGGAAAAUACAGACGUGGUAACGGAAGAAUGCACAUGCAGUAAUUGGUUUUGACUGCUGUGAUGAAAUUCCAACAUAGAAACUGUUUUUUUUUCUUUUAUAAUUUUCUUUAUUUUUUUGCCACCUUCGACAUAUUAUUUCUGUAAUCUCCUCCUAAUCCUUCCCCCGUGCUAAAGCUGAAUAUCUGAGCAGUGGAAAUGUAUGCUCUAGAAAUGCUGUGUUUGAUGUUGUGUUCUGCUGGGUGGCACUAUCUGAUACCUGCCAGCCUUGUCCUGUGGAGUUUUCUGCUACACGUGAAAGCACUCUGAAUAUCUAUACUAGGUGGUGCACUACCUUCUCUUUAUUCUCGAGAAUCAACUAUUUUUUAAAUAAAGGAAAGAGUGUCACAAAAAAAUCCCACAAUACCGUACGCUCAUUGCCUUUCAUGUUUAAUGACUCGAUGGUCCCGAUGUAUUCCCUUUUUUAUGUCGCCGUCAAUUAUAUAGGCAGCAUUUAAGCACUGUUUGAUUCUGAUGAUUUGUGGAGCCGGAAGAGUUGGCAUGAAGAGCAAAGUGAAGUUGUGUCACAGCAGAUCCCAUGGUGUGUUGAAUGAAAGACAUCCCUGCCUUAAACUGGCUUCUUUUAACACAAAAAAGUAACAAAACCUGAGGGACUGUUGUCCUAAAGACGCUGAGAUGAGCUGAUGGUAGUCAGCCAGUCGAGCAGACGCUUUUUUCAAAAGAACAAAAGGAAGAUGAUGAAAGUGGGAACCAUUGCCAAUUUGUCUCAUGCUUCAGCAGCGUGGAGUGAGCAGCACAGUAUUUUUGUAAGGAGCUUGAUCCCCCUCCCUUUUAACCUAAUUGUUAUGAGGCCCGUGUAUGAUAGUGAGUGGAGUUUAUUGUGCCAUUCCACCCUGGCUUUUUGUUCUAGAUCACUGUUCCUUCUAUGCAAAAAUAUGACCUAUUUUAGCCUUUGUACAGAUUAUUUUGUAUGAGUAACAUGUACUGAAAUAAAGUGAACAGAAUCAACCAUG
Amphiprion ocellaris (clown anemonefish) is the source of this 7213-nucleotide messenger RNA. RefSeq names its product tetraspanin 9a (gene tspan9a). The record is from RefSeq and is a predicted model, not a curated record. NCBI's taxonomy places the organism in Eukaryota, Metazoa, Chordata, Actinopteri, Pomacentridae. The coding region runs from base 715 to 1740 and encodes 341 amino acids. Gene Ontology annotation, cellular component: membrane. The transcript has 7 exons.